Messenger RNA from Procambarus clarkii (red swamp crayfish), 669 nucleotides. The record is from RefSeq and is a predicted model, not a curated record. Lineage: Eukaryota; Metazoa; Arthropoda; Malacostraca; Decapoda; Cambaridae.
CUCUCUCUCUCUCUCUUGCAGCAUCACCGGAGCCAUGUGUCGUUUAGCCCUCGCUACUAUCCUUGCGCUGGUGUCCGUCGCCGCCGCUCGUAUGGCCUACCAGCUGCCGGCGGACGUAGAGCUGUAUUUGUCGUCGCCCAUCCAGACCACCUUUUCCUGCGACAACCUUCCUUACGGCUACUACGCCGACGUCGACAAUAACUGCCAGCUCUUCCACGUCUGCUUACCCGUCGCUGACGAGAUUGGUGCUUUGUUGGAGACGGCCCACUUCACCUUCGCUUGCGGCAACGAGACCGUUUUCGACCAGGAGUCGCUGACAUGCGCUCACACUGCUCUAUCCUUUCCCUGUAGCGAGGCACGCACCCUCUACGAGCUCUCCAACGCGGAGUUCUUCAGGAUCCCCGAGAAGGUCUAGCGUGGCACUUGCCUGAUGCGAACCCUGCGACUGGAAGUCUCCAACUGCUACAGCUCGACAUUAGACACUCUUGUUGCCUUCAGGAUCAAGAGUUUACUUCCCUAAAAAUCGCUGCUAUCAACAUUAACAGUGUCAGAUUGUGGAUUUCACAAUGACUUAGUGUUGAGGAGGUAGGGGUGAGUGUGUGUAUGUGUCUUCGUGCGAAGGUACUCUAAUUUCAAGCUUGUUUUCAAAUAAAACCCUAGUAUCAAAAA